Molecule: messenger RNA, 1548 nt
Organism: Gossypium raimondii (Peruvian cotton)
Lineage: Eukaryota; Viridiplantae; Streptophyta; Magnoliopsida; Malvales; Malvaceae
Product: serine--glyoxylate aminotransferase
Exons: 6
Coding region: 205-1410 (401 amino acids)
Cellular component (GO): peroxisome
Molecular function (GO): L-alanine:glyoxylate transaminase activity; L-serine:pyruvate transaminase activity
Source: RefSeq, a predicted model, not a curated record
UGCUAACUUUUUGAGCCACUCUUUUUUUUUUUUGUUAUUAUUACAUUUAAGUCCCUAACACUUUGGACUGUUUAUAAAGGCCGCUAUUGUUCUCUUUUCUCUGCCAAAAAAAAAAAAUCCAAUUUUAUUUCAAAGAUUCUCUCAAAACAGUGAGGGAGUAGUAGUUCGAGUUAUCGACGACUUUUUUUUUCAACACGAAAAAAAAUGGAUUACUUUUAUGGACCAGGGAGGAACCAUCUCUUCGUUCCGGGUCCGGUUAACAUACCGGAACCCGUUAUUCGAGCCAUGAACCGGAAUAACGAGGAUUACCGUUCCCCGGCUAUUCCGGCAAUGACAAAAACCCUUCUCGAAGAUGUCAAGAAGAUAUUCAAGACUACGACCGGGACUCCUUUUAUGAUCCCAACAACAGGAACCGGCGCAUGGGAGAGUGCACUUACUAAUACGUUAUCCCCCGGUGACCGAAUCGUAUCGUUCCUCAUUGGACAAUUCAGUCUUCUUUGGAUCGAUCAACAACAACGUCUCAAGUUCAACGUCGACGUUGUCGAAAGUGAGUGGGGACAAGGUGCUAACCUCGACGUUUUGGCCGAAAAACUCGCGGCCGAUCGUACGCACACCAUUAAGGCUAUUUGUAUUGUUCACAACGAAACCGCGACUGGAGUUACAAACAACUUGGCCACAGUGAGAAAACUACUAGAUCAUUACGGGCACCCAGCACUGCUUCUCGUCGAUGGAGUUUCCUCGAUUUGUGCUCUCGAUUUCCGUAUGGAUGAAUGGGGAGUUGACGUAGCCUUAACCGGCUCGCAAAAGGCGCUUUCUCUUCCAACCGGGAUCGGUAUUGUUUGCGCUAGCCCGAAAGCUCUCGAGGCGACCAAAACAGCGAAAUCGGUUCGGGUUUUCUUCGAUUGGAACGACUACCUUAAGUUUUACAAAUUAGGAACAUUUUGGCCAUACACUCCUUCAAUUCAACUCUUGUAUGGACUAAGAGCAGCUUUGGACCUUAUUUUUGAGGAAGGACUUGAUAAUAUCAUUGAAAGGCAUAGUCGUUUGGGCAAAGCAACAAGGCUUGCGGUGGAAGCAUGGGGCUUGAAGAAUUGCACACAAAAGGAGGAAUGGUUCAGUGACACGGUGACGGCGGUGCUUGUUCCACCAUAUAUUGAUAGUUCGGAAAUCGUUAAACGGGGAUGGAAGAGAUACAAUUUGAGCUUAGGUCUUGGCCUUAACAAAGUGGCAGGAAAAGUUUUCAGAAUAGGACAUCUUGGAAACCUAAACGAGUUGCAACUGCUGGGUUGUUUAGCUGGUGUGGAGAUGAUACUGAAAGAUGUUGGAUACCCAGUUAAGCUUGGAAGUGGAGUUGCUGCUGCAUCUGCUUAUCUGCAAAAUAACAUCCCAAUGAUCCCUUCAAGGAUUUGAUGAAGAAUAUUGCAAUUAAUUAGUCCAUGUAAACUUUUUUUUUAAAUUUAUUUAUUUGCUCCAUCAUAAAUUUGUAAAAAUAUACUUUGAUAUGUUACUCUAUUAUACUCUCUCUAUCUAAGUCUUUUAUUUUCAUCA